This is a messenger RNA of Onthophagus taurus, 1605 nucleotides long. RefSeq names its product mitochondrial import inner membrane translocase subunit TIM44. The record is from RefSeq and is a predicted model, not a curated record. Gene Ontology annotation, cellular component: mitochondrial inner membrane. Lineage: Eukaryota; Metazoa; Arthropoda; Insecta; Coleoptera; Scarabaeidae. Gene Ontology annotation, molecular function: protein-folding chaperone binding. Gene Ontology annotation, biological process: protein import into mitochondrial matrix.
AUAGAGAUUCUGAAAGAAUUUAUGUUAAUAUUCCAUGAAAAACAACACAGCCGGCUUUCUUAUCAAUCAUCAAAAAAUGUUGCCUACAUUUCAAAAUUUGGUCGGCGUGCUUCACGCAGGUUCUUUAAAGAAACAUCAUAAAUUCGGCAUUAAUAGUAAAUUUCUGCACACAAUGCACCAUUACCAGAAAGUCGUCGCCCCAUUUGCAACAAUGCACCGUCUCCAUCAGACAGUCAUCAGAUGCGCCCUGCCUAUAGAAAAUCAAAUUGCAAUAUGUCGAUGUUACUCAAAAGAAGCCAGAAGGACGUCGUUUUUAGCCAGACUUUAUGACAACUUUAAAGAGGAAAUGGCCAAAAAUAAAGAAAUGAAGGAAUCGCUAAAAAAAUUUCGUGAUGAAGCUGAAAAAUUAGAACAAAGUGAUGCUUUAAAAGCAGCUCGACAAAAGUUUGAAACUGUAGAGAAAGAAGCUAGUAAAGGAGGAGAAAUGUUUAAAGAAAAAUUUUCAACAAUAAAAACUAAAAUGCAAGAAGUAAUUGAAGAGGCUGGUAAAAGUGAUAUAGCAAAAAAAGCUGGACAAAUAACAGGUGACAUAAGUAGUUCAGUAACAAAAAAUAUAAGUGAAAAAGCUCAAGAAUUGGGUAAAACGGGUGCGUUUCAAUCGAUUUCCCAAGCAACUAAAGCAGUACAACAAGAAAUGGAUACCCAAAGUAUACAAGGUAGAGUGUAUCAAAGUCCGCCAAAAUUACGAAAACGAACCGAAACGAUGGGUCCGGCAAUUAGUAAAUUUUACGAACCUAACCAAGAAGCUACUGGAAUCGAAUUACACAAAGACUCAAAGUUUUAUCAAUCGUGGCAAAACUUUAAAGAUAACAAUCCCUAUGUUCAUAAAGUUAUGGAUUGGAAAUUAAAAUACGAUGAAAGUAAUAAUCCAUUAAUAAGAGCUUCCCGUUUAUUAACUGAUAAAGUCUCCGACAUUAUGGGUGGUUUGUUUCAAAAAACUGAACUUUCAGAAACUCUAACUGAAAUAUGUAAAAUUGAUAAUUCAUUUGAAACUAAAAAAUUUUUAAAACAAUGCGAAGUUGAUAUUAUACCAAACGUUUUGGAAGCGAUGACGAGAGGUGAUUUAGAGAUUUUAAAAGAUUGGUGUCAUGAAGGACCUUAUAAUUUAUUCGCCGUACCAAUUAAAGAAGCUUAUAAAAAAGGUUAUAAAAUUGAAUCAAAAAUUUUAGAUAUUGAUAAUGUUGAUUUGGUUAUGGGAAAAGUGAUGGAUCAAGGUCCCGUUUUAAUAAUAACGUUUACUUCACAACAAAUUAUGUGUGUUAAAGAUAGCGCGGGAAUUGUCGUUGAAGGUGAUCCAGAAAAAGUGAUGCGUGUUACUUACGUUUGGGUUUUAUGUCGUGAUCCAUCUGAACCUAAUCCAAAAGCCGCUUGGAGACUUCUGGACUUAUCGGCGAGCAGUAACGAACAACUUUUAUAAAGACAAAAUUAAUAAACAUAAAACUAAAAACGAAGAGUAUUUUUGAAACUCAACACCCACACGUACAAAAAGAAGCGAAUCAGUUUGUAUUAAAUUAAAAUAAAGGUUUUUCCAUAGGUUGUUUGUUA